AGCACGAUAACUAAAUUUGCAGGGCUGGAGUAGUACGUCUUUUUUCUGGUAUGUGUACUGUUGGGCCAUACCAAGCUAAAAAGAACAGAUAUUAUUUGUAUACUUCACAUCGUUUGAAACUUUUCCACCAAAUGAAGUACAAUCAUAGACUUCAGCCCGAAUACAUGUGAACAACUUACCCAUGCAAACCUGAUCAAUAGUACGCAAAACAAUCGACCAAAAGAUCACAAGAAGCUUUUGUACAAGAACACCGAAAGUAGAAAAAACCCAUGCUCCCUGCACUUUAUUCUCUUAAUGCAAUGGCACCAGAGAUCUCUGCAGCUGCGACAUUUUUGUCGAAAUUUCUACGGACCAGGGGUAGAGUAAGCGAUCGACAAUUACAAACAUUCAGCCAGUCCUUGCAAGACUUAUUGGCAGAGCACUACAAACAGCAUUGGUUCCCAGAAAAGCCAUGCAAAGGAUCAGGGUAUCGUUGUAUCCGUAUUAACCAUAAAAUGGAUCCUCUGGUUGGACAAGCAGGAGAAUGUAUUGGACUGAGCAACGAGCAGCUCUUUGGUCUUUUGCCCAGCGAACUGACUCUGUGGAUUGACCCAUAUGAAGUCUCGUAUCGUAUAGGAGAAGAUGGAUCCAUCUGUGUUCUUUAUGAAGACACACCAGCAGGAGGAAAUGGUCAGAGCGCUGGUUCCACCAUGCAGCUUGUGGACAGUAGAAUUAGCUGUAAAGAUGAACUACUUCUGGGCCGGACAAGUCCUUCAAAAAGCUAUGCGAUGAUGACGGUCUCCAGCUAGGAUGUGGCUUUAGAUUUUUGGGAUUUAAUGCUUUUUUUUUUCCCUUAUGGGAAAGCUCGCUGAAAGAUGCAUUUUGGACUUAAACAUUGUCCACGACUGUGAACCUGCUGACGCACAUCUUGUAGAUAAGUAGCUUUAGCUGUGGAAGUGACAGUGUUAACAGUUGGAACAGUGUUGUUUGAAAACAGUAGAGCCUGUUGCUGUGUGAUAAGAUUGGAACUCCACUAUUGUGAAUGUUGUAAAACCAACAAAAAUGCAGUUUAGCUUAUUAAAUAUGUUUAACUUCCUGUUUUUUUUAUUUAUUUAUUUAUUUUUUUUAACUGAACUGCAUGCCCUUGCAUCAGAGUAACCUUUUUUUUUUUUGACGGGGGAGGGGGGGCAGCAGCUAUGAGCAGAGUGUGAAGAUUGGCCUCUAUGCAUCUCUCUCCUUCUCUUACAUGGUGUCACUGGUAGUUAUCAUGGAAAAUCUCUCUUUUUUUUUUUUAAUCCUUUUGCUCAAAAAAAGUUUUUCUGUUAACAGCUGUUGUAGUUUUAGUGUGGUAUUCCUCACCCACCUACCUUUCUCCAUGUUGCAGUAGAAGAUGAUUCAGUUUGGCCAUUCCUUAGGAAUAGCACCCUUAUUGUCAAUUAACAUAUUGCAGUUAGUCUCAGAUGGGCUUUACUGCUUUUAUAGAUAUUUACUAUGUUCCUUAUAAUAAUGAUAGGCAACUUCUGCAAAAUUAAUGACCAGUAUUUAAUAUACCCAGGUGAUGACUUUAGCACAUGCAAACAUUUGUCACGUGGGUAUGAUUCUGUCAUAAUGCUGUGGGAAGUAAGGAAGGCUGCAGAUAGCCACCUUUAGUUAUGAAAUCUUUAUAAAGUGAGAAAAGGAAGAUGUACACAAACUGGAGUCCUGAACUGGAACAUGGCAGCUUUUUCUGCCAUAGUGCUAAAGUAUGGUACAAGUUAACCAGCAAACUGCAACUGAUGUUUUCUUACAGGUAGUACUGCAUACCUGAUUAAAAAAGAAUACCUUUUGCUGUAUAACUUAUUUUAUACCAAAGACAGUAUAUCCUUCAGAUGUCUAACACAGAUGAAUCUAAUUUUUGAUGGAUAUCCAAAAGCUUUGUUAAAAUUCUGUGUUUAAUACUUAUUUUUAAAUUUUAUAUUUUAUUUUUCAGAUAAAACUGCAUGUCACAAUGAUGUUACGAUAAAAAGAAAAAAAAUACUCCUGAAUAAAACAUGCUAUUCAAUAGCUGCUUCAGUUACCACUGUGGUAACUAAAAUAUUUGUCCUCUGGCAUAGUUGUAGGGUAGAAGACAUAACCUUUUUGCGAGACCAGAAAUGUUUGUAUUCCACUUCUACUUGUCUUGAUUUUUUCUGGCUGACCUUCCAGAGUAUUAAAGGUAGACAUUCUUUGUAGCUUCUCCCCUUACACUCAUGAAGCUGCUGUCCGUGUAUAUAUUUAAUUAGUAAAUUGUCUGUAAUGCCUUCAGAGUACCUUUUUAUUUUUCAUUUUCUUCAGCCCAGGAAAUUCAGAUGUGUUGCUCCUGAUUGCUUUGCUCCCGUUUGAUAUUUUCAGACCCAGAGGUCAGCAUAGUAUGUCCACGUCUUUGGUCUAUUUUUGCUGUUGAAAUUUAUUCCACAUGGUUUUCUCCUCUGAGCAUCUUAGCUUGAAGAAAAUAGAGUAUGACUGAAGUGCAUAAUUUCAUAUUUUAGUCCCUCGUUUUAAGACCACUGUUCAACUAAUGCUCGUCUCCAGUUGACUACCAGUAUGACUUGAGGAGGUUUUUGAUAUGCAGGAAAUUGUCUGUUUUGUGUAGUGUGACAUUGGGUACAAUUUUUUUUUUUUUUUUUUUUUACACAACAGGAAGUUGUA
Molecule: messenger RNA, 2646 nt
Organism: Protopterus annectens (West African lungfish)
Lineage: Eukaryota; Metazoa; Chordata; Ceratodontiformes; Protopteridae
Gene: BTG1
Product: BTG anti-proliferation factor 1
Exons: 2
Coding region: 270-788 (172 amino acids)
Biological process (GO): negative regulation of cell population proliferation; negative regulation of mitotic cell cycle
Cellular component (GO): nucleus; cytoplasm
Source: RefSeq, a predicted model, not a curated record